ACGAUCGCGUGCUCGCGUCUCUUGUGUCUACAGAACACGUCUCCUACGGGACAAGAAGAAUCUCGAGGACGAUGAUGGAGAGCUGAAAGUACGGUGGCUCGCGUUGUGCAUGAGAGAUGAGCGGUUCUCGACUUGGCAGGGGCCGAGGUGGCCGCCUGGCCGUAUACGGGGGUUGUGGCGUGGUGGUUGUUCUUUUGGUGAUCCUUUACCGGGCCGCUACCUCGGAGAUGGCCAGGCUUCGAGAACUUCACGUCCAGUGUGCUCAUCAGCAGGAGGCCCUUGCUGCUCAGCUUCAAGUUAUAUUUGAGUACAAAGUGCGACUGGAGAAGUCUCUGGCUGAGGAGAAGAGCUCAAACGUGGCAGUGAAGCAGGAGCUCCAGCAACGUGCCUCUAGAGAGAAGUCCCUACGCGACAAGGAUGGCAGAGAGGCGAUGCAGAGGUUUGAAUCCUUGCAGCAGACGUACAAGAUCCUGCAGUCGGAGCACCAGGAUCUCCAGGAGGAGUGCAAGAAACACGAGAGCCAAGCCCUGGAGGAUAUGAACAAGCUGGAAGGAACGCUUCAAGAGCUACGGAUUCACAUGAAUCAUCUGAAGAACAAGUACCUGGAAGUGGAGACAGAUAAGGGAAGAAUUGAGGACAAGUACAAAGAUCUAUUAAAGAAUCAUGGCAAUACGAACAGCACUAUUGAGCAUCUCAAAAAGGAAGUGUUUCAGUUGACCCGUGAACUGGAAGAAGCUAGGAAAUUGUCGAAAAGCACUUCGCCUGGCCCAAGCAUAGCGAGCCCCCGAACUUCCCAGAAAACGGGGCAAGACAUGAAGUCCGCUGAUGCAGGGAACGCUGGGCAACCGAAUCGUCCGUCGCCACUGCAACAGAGCACUGCAGCAAGUAGUUCCAUGAAGUCCAUCCCAGCAAUGAGGCUGGAGACAUCAACGUCUGCGAGUAACCCUAAUCCAGCAUCCACAGCCGCGGAUAAAUCGCUUCCGGCCGCGAAACAGGCGUUGAAGGCCAAACUUCCGAUGGGUGUACCGCCGAUUCCGGUGAUGAUCGAUCUGAGGCAAGAGAAUCGCAAGGAGAAACUGGACGAGGACGCAACAAGGAAGAAGAUCGAUCCCAAAAAGAAGGACACAGGGAGCCAGGAACACGAGGUUGAAAAUGAAAAUCUGGAUCCGGGGUUUCCGGAAAGAAAAAACGAUGGACAGAUGUCUGACAGGCGGGGAUCACCCGAUGUCGGUCCUGGUGUCCAGGAAUUUGGGGACGAACUCAAUAAUCUCCCACUUCCUGGCCUCAAUGAUGGAGACAGAAUUCUUGACGAGCAUUAUGACGUGGCUGAUGACGCGAAGGAGCUCCAACAGAAGAAUAGUGACACUAACUUAAAUGAGGAUGAGGAUGAAGCUGAAGACGAGGACGAUCAAAUAGACUAUUCACAGAACUUGAAGCAAGUGAAACGUGAUUGA
Molecule: messenger RNA, 1454 nt
Organism: Dufourea novaeangliae
Lineage: Eukaryota; Metazoa; Arthropoda; Insecta; Hymenoptera; Halictidae
Product: Golgi integral membrane protein 4-like
Exons: 7
Coding region: 117-1454 (445 amino acids)
Source: RefSeq, a predicted model, not a curated record